AUGUCCGCUGACCAUUCAAGAGACCCAUGUCCAAUAGUAAUCCUAAAUGAUUUCGGUGGUGCGUUCGCCAUGGGUGCCAUAGGUGGUGUCAUAUGGCAUGGAAUUAAAGGUUUUAGAAAUUCACCUAUUGGAGAACGUCGUUUGGGUUCCAUGAACGCCAUCAAGGCUCGUGCCCCCGUAUUAGGUGGGAACUUUGGUGUUUGGGGUGGUCUAUUUUCCACUUUUGACUGUGGUGUCAAAGCAGUAAGAAAGAGAGAAGAUCCAUGGAAUGCUAUCAUUGCUGGGUUCUUCACUGGUGGGGCCCUGGCUAUUAGAGGUGGAUGGAAGCAUACAAGAAAUAGUGCCAUCACUUGUGCUUGUUUGUUAGGUGUCAUUGAAGGUGUUGGGUUGAUGUUCCAAAGAUACGCUGCUUGGCAGGCCAAACCAAUGGCACCCCCAUUACCAGAUGCGACUCCACAACCUUUACAAGCCUGA
This is a messenger RNA of Naumovozyma castellii, 474 nucleotides long. It is a transcript of the gene TIM17, whose product is annotated as protein transporter TIM17. The record is from RefSeq and is a predicted model, not a curated record. The transcript has a single exon. The coding region runs from base 1 to 474 and encodes 157 amino acids. Lineage: Eukaryota; Fungi; Ascomycota; Saccharomycetes; Saccharomycetales; Saccharomycetaceae.